Messenger RNA from Geodia barretti, 844 nucleotides. The record is from the annotation of a GenBank genome assembly. NCBI's taxonomy places the organism in Eukaryota, Metazoa, Porifera, Demospongiae, Tetractinellida, Geodiidae.
CCAUCCCUCGCCUCUACAGACUCUACAGAACAGUCAUCCCUUGGAUGAGCAGCUAAUAGUUUUCUAUAAUAUUGCCUGUAAAUGUAUGUACACGACUAGUACAAUAUUAACCGGAUGUAAAUUGCUCUGGACACAGGGUCAGGAAGAGGUCAUGGACCUACUACAAGCCGCUCCUUUCCAGAACAUGUACCCAAGACCGUUUGUCAAAGAGGACCAGAGUGCGGAGACAGUCAUGCAGCACAUGGACCAGCUCUAUGCUCCCCUCCACCUGGUGUCCAUGGUCUCCAAACACGGGACCCACCAGCAGCUGGCCAACGCCAGGGACAGCGACCUGCUCACCAAGGAGAGACUCUGCCGGGCCCUCAGCAUGUUCGAGGUGGUCCUCCGCCGAAUGCGUGACAUACUCAUGAAGGACCGGGACCUGUGGAUGGGGCCCCCUCCAAUCAACGGGGUGAUGAACGUGGACGAGUGCCAGGAGUUCUAUCGGCUGUGGAGCGCCAUUCAGUUUGCCUACUGCCAUCCGGCUGCCGCAGGACACAUCACCAUCGAAGAGUGGUGCGGGGAGGGGCUCCAGUGGGCCGGCUGUACCAUCAUAGCUCUGCUGGGACAACAGAAACGAUUCGACGCCUUUGACUUCUGCUACCACAUGAUGAGAGUGCAUAACGUGGACCGACAGGACGUUGAGAUCCAGCAAGGAGCUUCGUCACUGAAAAAGAUGGUGGAGCGUAUUCGUGUGUACAAGGCACUCAACGACCAGAUAUUCAGCGUCCUCAACAAACACAUAUCAACCAGUGAAACCUUCCAGAGACCAGUCAUGGAGUUCCAACCCCCCAUUUACCAGGCC